AUGGCUCCAGUCGCAAAGGGCAGAACUUCCCGCCGCUCUGCUCCCCGCCGGAGUUACGCCGUUGAAGAUACAUCUGAAUCAGAGGACCCAGGAAAUGUCACACCAACACCCGAUGCGCACGAUGACGAUGAGGAGGCCGAGGAGGAUUACACCCCAGUGCCCAAGAAAGCAAAAAGAGCCUCGAGCAAAAGAUUAACGUUGGACCCGGUUACACCCUCCACUGUGCGCCGAGCCAGCAAAGCCCAAGAAGCGACAACAGAUGAUUCCGAUGCGAUGGAUACUGAUGCGACGGACCCCGACGCGAUGGAUAUCGACGAAAAUGAUGACAAUGAGGAUGAAGAAGACGUUAGUAUCGCAUCAAUUGAAGCCGAUCCAGACUCCCCAUCUGGUAAAGCGGCAUUGAAAAGAAAAAGUAUGGCUCGUCCCCGCAAGAGCUGUGGCUCGAUCACACCCAAGCCAGCACAGGGCUCACUCCCAACUCCAGAGCCUUCCCAAUCCCCAGAGCCUCAACCAAGAGCCCACCGCACGAGUGUCCCACCAUUGUCCGAAAUAACCGAAUCCGCCGUGAACCAGUCGCCCUCGAAACCAGCGGAAGAGUCCAAAUCGCAGAUUCCCAUCAUCAACCCGAACUCGACAGUCCUGGAGAGGCCCAUGGAUAUUGUGGCCAAGUCCAGGACGCAAGCACCUCAAGCGCCAGAGGAGGAUGCGGCGCCCAAGCCCCGGAUGAUCAUUGAGAAUCUUAUUCUGACAAAUUUCAAGAGUUACGCUGGCCAGCAAAUUGUUGGCCCAUUCCACGCCUCUUUUUCUUCCGUCGUUGGGCCCAAUGGCUCCGGCAAAUCUAACGUCAUUGAUUCUCUCCUAUUCGUCUUCGGCUUCCGCGCCAGUAAGAUGCGACAGGGCAAGAUCUCCGCGUUGAUCCAUAACUCUGCCCAAUAUCCCAACCUUGCAUUCUGUGAAGUCGAGGUUCAUUUCUCACAAGUCCUCGAUCUGCCCGACGGUGGCCAGGAGGUGGUCCCAGAUUCCCAACUAAUUAUCUCACGCCGAGCGUUCAAAAAUAAUACCAGCAAAUACUACAUGAACAAGAAAGAGACCAAUUUUACCUUCGUGACCAACUUCCUUCGAGAUCGCGGGAUCGACUUGGAUCACAAGCGAUUUCUGAUUUUACAGGGUGAAGUCGAGUCCAUCGCCCAGAUGAAGCCCAAAGCCGCCAACGAACACGAUGAAGGUCUGUUGGAAUAUUUGGAAGACAUUAUCGGAACCUCCAAGUAUAAGACGCCUAUCGAUGAAGCGGCAACCGAGCUCGAAACUCUCAACGAUGUAUGUGUGGAGAAGAACAAUCGUGUCCAACACGUGGAGAAAGAAAAGACGGCGUUGGUUGAUAAGAAGGAUAAAGCUCUGGCUUACAUCCGCGAGGAGAAUGAACUGGCCCAGAAACAAUCAGCCCUCUAUCAGAUAUACAUUGAUGAGUGUGCUGACAAUGUUCGUGUCACGGAGGAGGCCAUUCUUCAAAUGCAGGAAUUGCUUAACAUGGAACUCGAGAAACACGAAGGCAAUGAAUCCGGCAUCAAAGAACUCGAGAAGGCGUACAAAAAGGGAGUUCGUCAUUACGAGUCGAUUGAGAACGACACCCAAGGCUUGCUCAAGGAAAUGGCCAAAUACGAUAAGGAGUCUGUCAAAUUCGAGGAAAAAAAGAAAUUCCUGGUCGGCAAACAGAAGAAACUUGAGAAAGCCAUGCAAACCAGUCGCCUUGCUGCCUCUGAAUGCCAAAGCUUGGCCGAGAAGUUUACCUACGACAUCGAGAAGAAGACUGCAGAGACCACUCAAUUUGAGAAAGAAAUGGUGACAGAAGAAAAGGAACUGAACUCGAUUCGUGAGGGCCUCAAGGGCAAAACACAAGGCUUGUCUGAUCAGAUUGCCGCCAAGCAAAAGUCACUGGAACCAUGGAACGAGAAGAUCAACCAGAAGCAAUCUGCUGUCGCUGUCGCUCAGAGUGAGCUGGAUAUCUUGCGUGAGCGUGCUAAUGCUGGCGCUGUUCUGCUCGAGGAGGCACAGGAAAAGAUUCUCACAAUCGAAGAAAGCCUGCAAACCAAGGAAAAUGAUCUUGAGGAGCGACAAGCCCAAAAAGAGACCUUGGAGUCUGAAGUGGAGAAACUCAAACAUGAUCUUAAGAAGUACGCUGGGCGUGAACCUGAGGUCCGUUCGCAUGUAUCAAGCGCUCGCCAAAAGGCCGAAGAGGCACGGGUCAGCCUUGCAAGCACACAAAAUCGCGGAAGUGUCUUGACUGGGUUGAUGCGUCUCAAAGAAUCUGGACGUAUCGAUGGUUUCCAUGGCCGACUUGGCAACUUGGGCACAAUUGACGAAAAGUAUGAUGUGGCAAUCUCUACCGCUUGUCCUGCUCUCGACAAUAUGGUAGUGGAAACCGUAGAAGUUGGUCAGCAAUGUAUCGACUAUCUGCGCAAGAACAACCUUGGUCGAGCGAACUUCAUCCUUCUUGACCGUCUACCACGCCGCGACAUGGCAACAAUCUACACACCCGAAAGUGUUCCUCGCUUGUUUGACCUUGUCAAGCCAAAGGACCCAAAGUUUGCCCCGGCUUUCUACAGCGUGAUGCAAAACACAUUGGUUGCCAGGGAUUUGGAGCAAGCGAAUCGUAUCGCCUAUGGCGCUCGACGCUGGCGAGUGGUGACGGAAGACGGCCAAUUGAUCGAUGUAUCAGGAACCAUGAGUGGUGGUGGUACCCGUGUUGCUCGAGGCGGUAUGUCAUCAAAGCAAGUUGCAGAUACCACAAAAGAGCAGGUGUCUCGCCUGGCAUCAGAUCUCGAGGAUUUGGAGAGAAAAUUCCAGGCUUUCCAAGACAAACAGCGACACGUUGAGGCUCAGAUGAAGGAAAGAUCGGAAGAAAUCCCACGUGUCGAGACUAAGAUCCAAAAGAUCCUCAUCGAGAUCGACAGUACCAAGCGCAGCCUUGCUGAUGCGCAGCGACGCGUGAAGGAACUGAGCGCACAGCAUAAGCCAUCUGAUUCCGAUGAAGUUCAGGUUGCUGCGCUCGAGAAACAGAUCGCUAAAGCUCAGAAGGAGAUCGCGAAACUCAACGAUGAGAAGAGCGGUAUCGAGGAAGAGAUCCAGACCUUGCAGAAUAAGAUCAUGGAAGUCGGUGGUGUUAAGCUUCGUGGCCAAAAGGCCAAGGUAGAUGGCUUAAAAGAGCAGAUUGGCAUGCUUGCCGAGGAAAUCUCAAAUGCUGAGGGUCAGCUCUCCAAGAACGAGAAACUGAUCAAGAAGCACUCCAAAGCGCGCGACGUUUCGGAAAAGGAGAUCGAGCAAAUCAUGGAUGAAUUGGAGAAAUUGGAAGAAGACGUUGCCAAUCAAGCCAAUGAAUCUUCAGACUGGAGACAAAAGGCCGACGAAGCCCAAGAGGCACUGGAAACCAAAAAGGGCGAACUCAAGGCCUUGAAGGACGAGCUUGAUGCCAAGGUCGCCGAGCUUAAUGAGACACGAGCCACUGAGAUCGAGAUGCGUAACAAACUGGACGAGAACCAAAAGGCCUUGACUGAAAACCAGAAACGCAGUCGUUAUUGGGAGGAAAAGCUUUCGAGCAUAAACCUCCAGAACAUCAGCGAUAUUGGCGAAGAGCAGGAGCCUACGGAGCUUCAGAUGUACACCAAGGAUGAGCUAGAGGCCAUGAACAAGGAAUCUCUGAAAGCCGUCAUUGCUGCUCUGGAGGAGAAGGUCCAAAAUGCCUCUGUCGAUUUGUCGGUCAUUGAAGAGUACCGCCGUCGUGCUGCCGAGCACGAAUCGCGCUCGGCAGAUCUGACCACUGCUUUGACAGCACGAGACGGUGCCAAGGCACGCUUGGAUGGACUUCGUUCCUCUCGGUUGAACGGGUUCAUGGAAGGAUUUGGUAUCAUCUCUUUGCGCCUGAAAGAAAUGUACCAGAUGAUUACCAUGGGCGGUAAUGCCGAGUUAGAGCUGGUGGAUUCCCUCGAUCCCUUCUCGGAAGGCAUCUUGUUCUCAGUAAUGCCCCCCAAGAAGAGUUGGAAAAACAUUGGCAAUCUGUCCGGUGGAGAAAAGACCUUGUCUAGUUUGGCGCUGGUCUUCGCCCUGCACCACUACAAGCCUACUCCGCUCUACGUCAUGGACGAGAUCGAUGCUGCCCUGGAUUUCCGAAAUGUUUCUAUCGUCGCCUCGUAUAUCAAGGAGCGAACCAAGAAUGCCCAGUUUAUUGUCAUUUCACUGAGAAACAACAUGUUCGAGCUUGCUGCCCGACUUGUUGGUGUUUAUAAGGUCAAUCACAUGACGAAGAGUGUAACAAUCGAGAACCGGGAUUAUAUCACGGGUCGCUAA
Molecule: messenger RNA, 4341 nt
Organism: Penicillium paradoxum
Lineage: Eukaryota; Fungi; Ascomycota; Eurotiomycetes; Eurotiales; Aspergillaceae
Gene: smc4
Product: condensin subunit SMC4
Exons: 4
Coding region: 1-4341 (1446 amino acids)
Biological process (GO): mitotic chromosome condensation
Cellular component (GO): chromosome
Molecular function (GO): protein binding; ATP binding; ATP hydrolysis activity
Source: RefSeq, a predicted model, not a curated record